Octopus bimaculoides (California two-spot octopus) is the source of this 972-nucleotide messenger RNA. RefSeq names its product peflin. Lineage: Eukaryota; Metazoa; Mollusca; Cephalopoda; Octopoda; Octopodidae. The record is from RefSeq and is a predicted model, not a curated record. Gene Ontology annotation, molecular function: calcium ion binding.
UAAAUAAAGAGAGAAAGAGAGAAAGAAAGAAGCAAGCGAGUUAGAUCUCUUUUUAAAAGAAGUAAUAAAGGGCGAGGAAGCCAAUUAGAGUAAUCCCCCUUGUCUCGUCAAUCAUGGCGCAUCAGUGGAGUUAUGGACAAAAUCCUCCGUUGGAUUUAUACAGUAAUCCAAACAUGGCUCACCAGCAGUACAUUCCGAUGCCUGGUCAAGUACCGCAAAUGCCACAGUAUACUCAGUUCCAACCAAUGCCAGGCCAAUCACCAUAUGGCCAACCACCCUAUGGAUAUCCGGUCCCUCAAGGAUUUCCUCCUACUCAACCCACGGUACCUCCAGGCAUUGACCCCGAAGUAUAUAACUGGUUCAUAAGUGUUGAUGCUGACCAUUCUGGGAAAAUUUCAGCCAAAGAAUUACAACAGGCCUUAAUUUAUGGCAACUGGAAACAUGCAAAUGAUAAAUCAGCACGUUUAAUGAUAUCAAUGUUUUCUAAAGACCACAGUGAAUCGAUUGACUUGAUCCAGUUCCAACAUCUCUGGAAAUUUCUCCAAGAUAUGCAGGUUGUUUUUAACAGAUUCGAUCCAACUCGUUCUGGAAAAAUUGGUAUGGCAGAAUUACAAACUGCUUACCAACAAAUUGGUUUUAGCAUAUCUCCAAGAACUAUCAGCAUCAUUAUGAUGAAGUUUGCUGAACGUCAAGGUGCUCUGGAUAUCGCAAGCUUUAUCCACUCUUGUCUUCUGUUACACCUGCUAACAAAUUCUUUCAAACAACGCUGCCAAUCUUCACCUGAAACUGCAUCUAUGCAUUAUGAUGACUACAUGCUGUUGGUGGCAACCUACAUGUUCUAAUUAUUUGGAUUUUUGAUUUCAAAAUUCUCUUUGGUGGUUUAUGUCAUAUAUAAUAGAACUGUACCAAGUGCUGUAUCUUUAAAUUAAUUAGUAUUCUGGAGUGGAUUAAAACUGCGCCUAUUUUCAAGAA